GGCGGCUAAUACCCCUCUCCAAAUCUGUAGCCUGCGGUCUUUCGGGUCUGACAUUUUCAAUUCAAAUUUAUCCCCAGCGCCGAUUCGAUUCCGGCACCGACGAAUAUUCGCCGUUCACAAUUUCUGGUGAAAAGAGUUGUUCUAAGCAAUUAGCUAAUCCUAGAGAAGUCGAGUGGAGACAAAAGUAUAAGGAAAGUAUGAGUGUAUUCGGAGGAGAUAGCUGGGCGAGGGAAGCGCAGAACAGGAAGAGAAGAAUCGAUGAAUUGAUGGCGGAAAACAUCAGUUCUUCAGCUUAUAAGAAGUUGUCCAGCGGCAAAUUCGCCUGUCUCGUUUGCCCUCACAGUCCCGUCCUCGACACCCAUCUCAUGCUCUCUGCACAUAUUAAAGGGUCUCAUCAUCGAGCAGCAGAGUCAAGACUUGAGGAAAUAGAAUUAGGUAGGCAAGAUGAGAUAAACAAGAGAAUAGCCUUGUCAGAAUGUGGUACUGCCACCUCGAGCACCUUGACACCCAGCCAAUUGUGUAGAUCAGCAAGCAAACCAUUAAUUGACCGCGCAAGGAAAGCUGCUUCUGACAUACUUCAUCAAAAGUUGGAGCAAAGUACUGCUUCUCGAGUGGAUGAGAUCAAAUGCAACAAGGGUGACAGUACAAGUUGCCUAACUAAUAAAAGGAAUAGUCAAUCUGUUCAAAUAGGAGUCACAACAAAUCAAAUUAUCAUGCCUCAUGUGUACGACCGGGAACGACAAGAGAAGGAGCUUAAGUUCACAUCUGCUGGCUGGAAGCGUGAUGGCCAUGGGAAGUGGUAUAAGGAUGAAAAUGUUGAGUUUGACUCAGAUGAAGAAGAUCCUAAUCUCUCUCUUCCAUGACUGUUGGUUGGAAAAAAGCAUCCAUCGCUGCACAUCACUUUCCUCAUAGGGAGUUGAAUACUAGUCAGGUCAACUUCAAGGAUAACCAGGUACAUUCAACGUCUGAAAGUCCAAGCAAUUCAUCGUUAUGAUGCUUGCUCAUGCUACAAGUUAUCAUUAUCAAUAAGCAUGAGAAAGUUACAACGCAGAAGUUUUUCAAUUUAGCAGGAAUGCGUCUCUGAAUAUGAUGCUUUGGUUUCUGUUGGAUAUGAAUGGUGAAUAUGAUGCUUUGAAUGAGAUAGGUUUGUGCACUUGAGCUGGAAUGCAGUGCUCUGCUGGAACUGAUUGAGCAGCUGAGGUGACGGUACUUAAGGGUCUCUGUUUCUGCUACUUUCUCCUUUGAAUCCUCAAUUUGUCUUAGCCACAAAACCUGCACGGUGAAGCGAGUGGGAAGUGAAUUAUUUGGCCUUCAUUCUUGGCAUCUAAUCCGUCUUUCCUCAAAAUAGGUGUAAAAUUACCGAGGCUUACAGUAUAGUGGUAUUUGUGGAAGUCUCCCACACAAUAGUUGAGCAAUUCUCACUUCCCUCCUUCCCAUUCUCUGAUCUCCCAAUGUAAUAGAAAAAAAUUAAAGAGAAGAAGUCUCAAUUUCCUCAUGUGUUACACAAGUCUAGAGAAAGGUAACCAUCUCCGGCUUCAAUAGUUGUUGAUUACUGAGGCUGUCUUUGUCGAUAUUCUAGUUAUGAAAAGCAGCAAGCAAGAACUCAAAUUAUGCAUAGAAGUUAGAACUAGCAAAGAAAUGUAUAGCGUUUGUUUGAAAGUUCCAAAAACAAAGUUUGCAGUA
Molecule: messenger RNA, 1683 nt
Organism: Nicotiana tabacum (common tobacco)
Lineage: Eukaryota; Viridiplantae; Streptophyta; Magnoliopsida; Solanales; Solanaceae
Biological process (GO): RNA splicing
Cellular component (GO): nucleus
Source: RefSeq, a predicted model, not a curated record